Messenger RNA from Macrosiphum euphorbiae (potato aphid), 1872 nucleotides. The record is from the annotation of a GenBank genome assembly. NCBI's taxonomy places the organism in Eukaryota, Metazoa, Arthropoda, Insecta, Hemiptera, Aphididae.
AUGGGUGUUUUUGAAGAAGCAAAAAUUCGCCUCUCGGACAUUCAGAAACGAAUUAUGCGAGUACGAGACGCUGGAGAUGCGCUAAACAAGAUACCGGUCACCAGGUCGGACAAAACCAAGUUUCGAAUGAUGUAUGCCACCGUUCCGCGGAUUAAGGAGGAAUUCGAGGAACAGCUGUCGGUUGUAAUAAAACAACUCGGGAAACCGGAAAAAGACCAAAAGUCCGAAGUAGAUAUCACUUCACCUGAGGACAUUCGUGAUAAGUUUGACGAAGUGUAUUUUGAAGUGAUGAUUGCGGCAGAUGAGCAUAUACCAGUUUUACUUCAACAUCCGAAUGCCGACGAAACCUUUAUCAGUACAUCUCAAAACCGAGAUAGACGCGAUGUGAUACCACUGGAAAAGCUAUCAAUACCGAGGUUUGGAGGAGAUCCGAAACAAUUUACCAGUUUUAGAAAUUUGUUUGACAUUGCGGUACACAACAAUACUAACCUGCCACCUGUUCUUAAGUUCAGCUAUUUAAAAAGUUACCUGGAAGGCGAGCCGUUAGCGCUUAUAUCCAAUUUGAUGCUAAGUGACGAUAACUACACUCUAGCGCUAACAGUUUUGGACAAACGCUAUGCAAACCGUCGGAUAAUUGCACAGAGUCACUUGAACCAACUUUGGACGAUGCCAAAAGCAAUGUUCGGUGAUGCUAAAUCUUUGCGCCAGAUGCUGAACACGAUCACGGAGUCGGUUGGAGCGCUCGCAAACCAAAAUUACUCCGUGGAUCAAUGGGACCCAAUCUUGCUACAUUUAUUUGAAUUAAAGUUGGACUCUCAACUUCGUGCUCAAUGGGAAUUAAUAGUAGAUACCGCGGAUGAUCCAAGUAUGAACAACUUUACCAUGUUCUUAUCAAAAUUUUGCAAUGCUGCUAUCGCUGGCCAAUCUGGCAAAGAACAGGAAAAACCAAAUAAAAAACCAUAUGGGAAAACUGUCACGUUGCAUGCCGGAAAGCCAGACUCACGUGAGAAUAGAAGGCAAUUCACCUGUCAGGUCUGCAAUACAACACCUGGUCACCUGUUGAUUGCUUGCACGGUAUUCAAAGAGAAAACACCAAAGGAUCGGUACCAAAUAAUUAAAGACCUUAGGCGUUGUUUCUUGUGUUUUAGCGAGCACCCAGUGAGUCAGUGUAAACACACCCGAGUAUGUUUGAAAUGCAAGGGGCGACAUCAUUCCCUAUUGCAUUUUGAAAAUACCUCAGACGCUCAACCAACGACCAUAGUGAAUACCACGGAACCCCAACCCACUACCACCGUGAAUAGUAUGUUUUCAUACGACAAGAGGGUCAACAUCUGUGUACUUAUGUCUACGAUGGCUGUAUUAGUACAGGAUAGUAGUGGACAAUAUCAAGAGGCGCGAGCGCUUUUAGACAGCGGCAGUCAAAGCAGUUUCCUCACUGAACAUUGUCGUAACAGGUUAGGGGUGACACGGGAUAAAUGCAGUGUAGCUGUGCAAGCUAUGGCCGGCCUACAGGUACCGCCGAUAAAAGCACGUACUCAAAUUAUCAUUAGACCCGUACGGCGUGACACGCCUCUCUUCACAGUUGAGACUUUCAUACUACCUCGCAUCACCGGACUCAUUCCGUCGGAACGCGUCGUGAAGACUGAGUGGGCGCAUGUGCAGGGUCUGGACCUAGCCGAUCCCCGAUAUGACGAACCACUACCGAUAGACAUUCUCCUUGGAGCGGAUGUUUUUUCUUAUAUCAUAAGUGGAGAUCGACGAGAAGGUACCGUCAAUCAACCUGUGGCGCUUAAAACCGUUUUGGAUGGGUGCUCAUGGGACGGUCAACCCCAAAUCCGUCAAAUAGUACGACUUCACUUUUCGCAUCCAUAG